Rasamsonia emersonii CBS 393.64 is the source of this 2673-nucleotide messenger RNA. RefSeq names its product Spindle pole body associated protein SnaD. The record is from RefSeq and is a predicted model, not a curated record. NCBI's taxonomy places the organism in Eukaryota, Fungi, Ascomycota, Eurotiomycetes, Eurotiales, Trichocomaceae. The transcript is spliced from 3 exons. Bases 1 to 2673 code for a protein of 890 amino acids.
AUGCAUCUGCUCAGCAGUCCCAGCAGCAGCAGCAGCAGUUUCGGGUCUCUCCUCUUCUUCCCUUCUUCUUCCAUCGCGCCCAGGGGCGCUGGUAGGAUCUGGAGAAGCCUGGCGACCACCAUCACGCCGCCAACAAAGCAGUACAAGCACCCGAAUCCCGGAAACUUCAUCAACCGGCCGAAAGAUGAAAUGAGGGAGAUCGCCCGCAAGGGAGGCCAGAAAGGUGGAAAGGCGAGAGGCGUCGGGGGGUUUCAUAACAUGGACCCGGGGAAGCAGUUAUGCUAUGAUUCAAGCAAGCAGCUUCCUGGAGCUCUACGCGUCGGCACCAUGCCGGUGUUCACGUCGCCGUUUCCGACAUCGCACGACACUAUAGGCACUUCCACUCUAGGAAGUCCUGCUAUCCCAUCCUCUCCUCCCCAGGUGGUUCGGACGCGUCAGAACUCAGCAGCCGAGAACCGCGAACGACCAGCCACCCGUCGCUCAUCGAGAGACGCCGACGUCCAAGGCCCUUCCAAGAACACGUCCGCAAAUCCGCGGCCGGCACAAAACGACCUCGACAAGCGACUCGCGCAGUACACCAUCGAUUGGAGCAAGCUUCCAGAUGGAGGCAAGAACCGUGAUCCGCAUCCGCUGGACGUGCCCGAGGACGACGACAAAGACUCGGAGAUUGGUGGACCGGAAGACUUUACCAUGAACAUAGAGAAGUAUAUCCUGGGAAGUGGAGAUGCAACAGACCGGCGGAAGGAGGACCUUGUCGGGAAGCAGGAGCACCAGCGUCUCGACUCCCGCGCGGAGGAGGGUGACUACAGUGAAUUCGGCCCUCCAGUUGACAUGUCCACUCCCUCACACCUUUGGCGGGGAAAGAAUACCAGCACAGGGAAAGAAGGAACGCACUUGGAAGACAUCGAAGAGAACUUUGCCGAUAGUCCGGAUCAGCCUGGGACGCCAGCGAAGCCGGUAGAGGAACAGCACCCCGAAGACGACACAUAUGCCACGGUUCUCCGGGAAAUUGAGCAUCUCCAGGAUGAGCUACGUGAUAGGGACGAGAAAAUUCGAGCGAAUCAAGAAAGAGCCUUGGAAGCAGAAUCCGCCGCUGAGGAGAUCCAAUAUCUACGAGCAGAGCUGCAAAGGAAAGACGCGUUAUUAUCUGAGUUACAUGCCAAACGUGAUGAAGCAGAAACGCUGCGAGAGCAGAUUCAAGCGUUGCAGGAGCAAAAUGACGAGAAAGAUAGGCUUCUCCAGAAAUCGAGCGACAGCUCAGAAGCACUUCAGCAGCAGAUCGACGAUCUCAAGGCCGAACUCCGAAAGCGAGAUGAACGAGCGUCCAAUGAUGACAAAGAGCUCGCGUCCCUCCGUCAGCAAUUAAGUGAUGCACGCGAGCAACUGAAAAAGAGGGAUGAAGCCCUGGAAGACAGCACGUCCAAGUUGCGCGAAAUGGCGUCCAACACAGAACUUCAGCUUCGGCAAAAGAAUACCGAGAUCGAAAACCUCAAGGCUCAGUUAGAUGACCGAGUGCUGGAAGUAUGCCAACUGGUGGAAAAUCUGGCCGAGGUCAACCGCGAAUACGAUACACUUGAAGAGAGGCUUGGUAUGCUGGAAAACCGGAAUAGACCGCUGGAGGAGAAGAAUAUCGUGUUGGAAGCCGAAGCCAACCGGGCCAAAACCGAAGUCGUCUCACAGAAAAAUGCCUUAUCUACCCUGGCCGCAGACUUGUCAAUCGAAACGAAUGGCAAGACAUACCACGAAAUCCUCGAUUCGCUCAAAGCGUGGUGCCAGUUAAAGAAGACCUCUGAUGCCGCUUUGCAGGAAGCCUCUACAGCACAGAAAGAGACGGACGAGCUGCGAACGCAGAUUACCCAGCUUCAGGCGGAAUCAAAGGAAACAGCCUCGGCGAAGGAAUCCCUCGAGCUGGAAUUAAAACGUUCUCAGGAAUUAGUCACCGAGUCCCGGGCCCUCAUCACAACUAUCGAGAGCGAAAACAUCCGGCUGACAUCACGACUGCACGAACUCAACGCCAAUCUUGCCGAGGCUCGAGAAGAAUUGCAGCGCGUCAAGGAAGAGCGUUCUAGCGCUCUGGAGACCAUUGAGCGUCUUCGCAAGAGCACAGCAGCCCGACCGCCAAGCCCGGCCCGUUCAAAAACCCCUACUACCUUACCGCAGGAAUCGGAUGAGCAGAAGUAUCGCGCCAUCCAGGAGGCGCAUCAAGUCGAGAUCAAGAGCCUGCAGGACGCGCAUGCCAGCGCCAUCUCCACCUUGCGAAAAUCCUACACGGGGACCGCGGAGAACCUGCGUGCCCUUCUGGCCGAAUCAGAGCAACGCGAGGCAGACCUUCGAUCGGAACUCCGCGCCCUCCGCGACUCGACGUCCUCGCACGAGCGCGAAGUCGCCGCCCUCAAAGCGGAGGUAAAGAGACUCGAGUCCGUCCUGGCAAUCAAGGAAGAAGCCGCCGCCGACGCGGACCGACGGAUCGCCCGGUCGAUAGAGAAGCGCGAGCGAGAAUGGGAGCGCCGGAUUGACCUCCUCCUGAAGGAGCGGGACAAGAUGAGCAAAGCGCUGCUGUGGGCCUGGGGGGAGAAAGAAGUCGGAAAGACGAAAGAGCCCGGUCCUGGUGAUGAUUCCCGUGGGCCCAAACAGGGGUAUCGGUACAAGUAUGUUGUUCGUCAUUCGACGUGA